ACCAUCAACCCCGUGGCUUUAUGAAAGACCAAAUCCUCCACAGGCAGCUGUUCGGAAACCAGCCGGGGAAGGAAGGUGAGUGUCACGGAAGAGUCGUCCUACAAGACCGGUUCCUCCCCUUUCCUGCGUCCGCUGUUGCCGAGUCCCUUUCUGGGUCCGAGAGACGACGAGCUCAUCUUCUCCACGCAACCGCGAAGGGACGUGUCUUGUCUCCCACCACGCAGCUCUCUCUGUCUCCUCCUCCUUUAUCCCCAUCUUUACCCUCCCGCACAGAUGCUCCCAGCUGCCCAGCUUGACAGGAGUGAUGGGAUGUGUCAUCUAGAUAAGGACUCCCUGGACGAUGAUAUUGGACUGAAGAGCUUAUCUGACGAGUUUCUAGCAGAGCGAGACACAGUGAGGACAGAGAGGGAGGACGGUCAAGAAGACUCUGAAGACUUGAGAAUGGGCGUGGGGAAGAACACCUCUUCUAAAACGAUGGACAACAGCAGUGAGGCAGGAAAAUAUGAAGAUGAGGUCAAGCAUGAAUCUGACUUCUAUCCCAUUCCAGUGGUGGUGAAUGGGGUGGGUGCUGCCAGUGGAGACCAGGACACGGAAAACACAGAGCUGAUGUCCAUCUACGGCAAAGACGGUCACGGAGCAGAAAAGAGCUCUAUGUCAGAGACAUUGGACAGCACAGACAGUGUGGACGCGAGGAGGAUGGACAUGAUUUACACCAUUGAAGACACGCCACCUUGGUAUCUGUGCGUGUUUUUAGGCAUGCAGCAUUAUUUGACCUGUUUUAGCGGAACCAUCGCUGUGCCGUUCCUCCUUGCCGAGGCCAUGUGUGUGGGCUUUGACCAGUGGGCCACCAGCCAGCUCAUCGGGACCAUCUUCUUCUGUGUCGGGAUCACGACCCUUCUCCAAACUACUCUGGGCUGCAGGUUGCCCCUCUUCCAGGCCAGUGCUUUUGCUUUCCUCGCCCCGGCUCGGGCCAUUCUGUCGCUGGACAAAUGGAAGUGCAAUAGUACAGAUAUCCCCUCUAUGAACAGCACAGACCUCCUCCAUACCGAACACAUCUGGCACCCCAGGAUACGAGAGAUCCAGGGGGCCAUCAUUGUCUCAUGUCUGGUUGAGGUGUGCAUUGGCGCUCUGGGUCUCCCAGGAAUUCUUCUCAAGUACAUUGGACCUCUGACCAUCACUCCCACGGUUGCACUGAUCGGGUUGUCGGGUUUCCAGGCUGCGGGGGAGAGAGCAGGGAAGCACUGGGGUGUGGCGAUGCUGACCAUCUUUCUCGUGCUGCUCUUCUCCCAAUAUGCCAGGAAUGUUCACUUCCCUCUGCCCAUCUAUAAAGCCAAGAAGGGCUGGACCUCCUACCGACUGCAAGUUUUCAAAAUGUUUCCGAUCAUCAUGGCCAUACUGGUGUCAUGGCUGCUCUGCUUCAUCUUCACGGUGACGGACGUUUUCCCGCCUGUGAAGGACAAAUACGGUUUCUACGCACGGACCGAUGCUCGGCAAGGGAUCAUCGCAGCUGCGCCAUGGUUCAAGAUCCCGUACCCCUUCCAGUGGGGUUUCCCCACCGUCUCUGCUGCUGGUGUGAUCGGCAUGAUGAGCGCUGUUGUGGCCAGCAUCAUAGAAUCCAUUGGAGACUAUUACGCCUGCGCCCGACUCUCUUGUGCCCCGCCUCCUCCAAUUCACGCCAUCAACAGGGGGAUUUUCAUAGAGGGGCUGUCUUGUGUGCUUGAUGGGCUUUUCGGGACAGGAAAUGGAUCCACUUCCUCCAGUCCAAAUAUAGGCGUACUGGGAAUCACAAAGGUGGGCAGUCGCCGUGUGAUCCAGUAUGGCGCAGCCAUGAUGCUGCUCCUGGGCCUCAUCGGUAAAUUCAGUGCCCUGUUUGCCUCGCUGCCAGACCCUGUUCUUGGAGCACUCUUCUGCACCUUGUUCGGGAUGAUCACCGCUGUGGGACUCUCCAACCUGCAGUUCAUUGACCUCAACUCAUCCAGGAACCUGUUUGUCUUGGGAUUUUCCAUCUUCUUUGGACUGAUGCUGCCCAGCUACCUCAAGGAGAACCCGCUGGUCACUGGCAUCGUUGAGAUUGACCAAGUGUUGAACGUGCUUCUCACCACAGCCAUGUUUGUCGGAGGAUCAGUGGCUUUUAUCUUGGACAACACGAUUCCUGGAACUCCUGAAGAACGAGGCCUGCGAAAGCUCAAACGUGGCACCCGCCUCAGUGCAGCAGAGCUGGAGGGCAUGCAGUCAUACGACCUUCCGUUUGGAAUGGACUUCAUCCGGAGACACCCCUUCUUCAAGUACAUCCCCAUCAGCCCCACCUUCACUGGGUACCAGUGGGGCAGACUACGAGACACCUGCCGGAUGGGACAGGGGGAUUCUGGGAGAGCAGGGGAAAGAGACAAUGGAUCAGGGGAGAGCCGGGUAUAGCCAAAGGUGCUGGAGCGGGAGAUGCAGGUUUCUGGCUGCUAUCGGGGAGCAGGGGGGGUUUGUUGGAGAUGAAAGGAUGGGAGAUUGGAGGACAGGGAAACGGUGCAGGAUGUGGGUGAAACCAUUCUGCACCAGCUCCUGUCAGUAUUCGUUUAGUUUACCUAGUCACGUCCCACUAUGCUGUUUUAAGCAUGCUCCAGCAAGACAAGCAUGCUAUUAAGAUGUGGAGACAUCUGUGUGUGUGUGUGUGUGUGUGUGGUGUACUUCCAGUCUUGGAGAACGAGAAUCAGGCCCCAAUUUCACUGCCUUCCUCAACUGAAAUGGACCGAAAAUUACGUUUUGCCAAUUGAGCAUUAUGCAAAUGAACACAUGACAGGGCGCACACGCACGCACACACAGUCCACACUAGGCGCAUGUGAAAGUGGUUUCGUCAGGUGCCCGAGGCGUCGCACACUGAUUGUUGAAUUAGAUUUUGCACUCUUCCUCCUCAGUUCAGAAAAGAAUGUCAGUGGAGAAGCGUUUUCAAGGCCAUCUCAUUUUUCCUGGAAUGGCAACUCAGAAGUCCAAAAUAGAGACAUGACCUGGAAUUCUCGACCGUUGUCUCUCGUAUUCUUUUUACUAGUGCUGGAAGUGAUAGUUGUGAAGUUGUUUCCGCAGUAAUUCGGCUGAUGAUUGACAGAACUAUCUCAUACACACAAGGUCGCAAAAUGUCACUUAAAAUUGCACAAAACUUGAUGUCAUCAAAGGUGAGAAAUGACCAGCACAUUAAAAGACAGUCGGUCAUAAUUAUUGAUUAUGGACGACCUGAGACUUUGAUUUGAUCAGUUGUCAUCGUGCCACGACCCAUCUCAUUCUACCUCCCCCCACCCCCACACUCCUGUCACCUCUGUGGUUUGCUGCAGCUGGUCUUGUCUGGGGAGCUCACUGAGGAACACUGAGUUGGAUCCCACCGCGUGCCUCGUCGUGAGUCCUUAUCGCUGAUCAGACCUGGAGCUCAGCUUGUGACAAAUCAGAACUAAAAUGGCUAAAGUGGAGGUCCAAAGUGAUUAUGUACCAAAAACCUUACGUGUCCAUUCACAGUUGCUGAACUGUUAAUCUCCCUCUAAACAUGAUGUCAUCAGAAACGGUGUCAUCGCUGCCUGGUGGGACCUGGCCAACGUGGCUCUCUGCCUCAUGGGUCAUUGCAGCUGUCGGACCUGCUGCGUUUCAGUUUGAAUACUCUCAACCCUCUCCUCACGUGGAGAUGUUACAGUAUCUCAGGCUCUGUUCAUUAAAAUUGUCGGGAUAUGAUGUUAAUCUACAGUGGUGAUUCUCCACAAAAUGUCUACUCUAGUGUGAGUAACUAGCUAACUUAAGUAAGAAAUCGUUCAUUUACAAAUUCACAACUCGCCUUUGUGUCUCUUUUGCUUCUAUAUACAUCUAUAUUUAUUUAUUUAUGUGAAGAAAGAUGCUGUGUCGUUUAUUUGAAGCAGCUUGAUGUGUCUCUUGCACAAAGAUGAAAAUAUACUUGUGUUUACGCCCAGUAAAGAUUAUCGGCAAGCUUGCACCGCACGACUUUGAAGAGAGAAUUCACUCUUCAUUGGUGGGUUCAACUGUGGACAACAGAUCGCAGUGGCAGUUCUCAAAGGUUAUCGAGACAAAAACAGUUUUUUUUGCUGCACCGCGAUGAAACGAUAAAAAUUAUAACAUACUGUCACAUGAUUUAAAAUACUUCUUACCUUUGAUUCGACCUCUCGUCUGCGCCUCCUCUUGUAGAUAGCAAAUCUUACAUUACAUAUAUGACCUCAGCGUCGAACAUAGAUACUGCAAACAAUUUGAAUUUGAAGACAUUGUUUAGUAGUAAAUUACAUUGUUAAAUUAUUUAUUAUUUCAUGACUUUUUUUUUAUUCUAAAUCCUAAAUGUAGGUAAGAUAAAAGACACAAGAAGAAAUGUUAUUUGUGAAUAUUACAGAUUCUAAUGAAAACUUAUUAUACAAAAUAUAUGUAUAUAUUUAAAACUGAAACAAAACAUGGGUGAGGUAUGGAUAUGUGGGAAAUACAAAAUCUACUAUAGAAGAAGCAAAACAGGCAAUAUUUUUCAGAAAGACAUGGGGGCAAGUAAAAUAUUUAUCAUUCUCAACAUUUUUAAAGAGACUUCAUAAAUGUAUCCUGGAUUUUGCUUUUUGUAUGUAUAUAUAUAUAUAUUUUUUUUUUGGUUCUGAGUUGUGACAUUAACAAGCACACAAAGAUAAAUACCAAGUACGGAAUGAUAAACAUCAAAUUUAAACACAAUUAUUUGCUUUGUCAUUUCCAGUUGUUGUACUUGUGAUGAAGAAAAGUUAUUUUCAGACAGUGUUAGGAUAUUGCAACUUUCAGGUUUUUGUUUUAAUGUCUAUACACACACACACACACACACACUCUGGAGUUGGCACUUAUAGACCCCAAGUUUGUAUCAGACUCUUUCUCAUGUCAAAGUCGUGCAGUGGCUAGAAUCACAACGAAAUGACCGACCCCUCGAAAACUUCUCUAGAGCAUUGAUAUCGACCACCGCGUUCGCUACUUCAAAUCCAUUCCAUCAUCUAUUACUGAUCAUGUGUAAUUGCAGCUUGGUUGUAACCUCUGGGCCUUUUAUUUAAUGUUUAUUUGUACACAUAAAGGUGCCAAGAACAUUGGGAUCACAUGACCUGGUGUGUAUUAUACCGUACACACGGCAGUGAUGCUGAUAUGCACACACACUGCCCAGUUAUAGCCUGAGCGUAAUGGUUCUCAGGACUAUUGUGGAACUGCUGCUCUACGACAUCGCUCCUGUUUAGGACUGCCCACAUCGACGUGAAACAACCCAGAUUGUAGCCGAUUUUGAAAACCAGAAAAGCAGAUGAGAGAAGGCAACAUGGCUGAUCUUCAAGAAAUGAACCGUCUUUGACGGGCCACUUCAAAACCUUAAAAUGUAAAGAUGGUGUUUUUCCAGAAGCAAUCGGGUGAAAGAGUAGUUGAUCUGGGUGGUGCUAAACUUGUGGCUUCAAGAGCAGGUAUGAACAAAUGUUUCUCUUUGUAUCACGUCAAAUGUUUUUCACCUCAUUAAUCACCUCUACAUCUCUUUCCUUGUACACGUUUAUGUAUCUCAACCUUUCCUCUCCUGUGGACGUGUUCACCAUGUCCUCUCACUUGUAGAGUUUCCUCCCUGGCAAUGAUCUUGUUUGAUGCAUCAGAUGGCCGUCUUGUUAAGAGCCGCUGGCGGCUGUUGUCUUCUUACUCAACAGCAUCGGUGCCGAAGGCUGCUUCCUCGUCUGGUAUGAUCGUAAUUUUAGAUGAAACACUUUGACGAUAAGAACUGGCUUUUGUUACCGUUGCGAUGGCUCUUAAGAAGAUGGCCAGAGGGUGUAACUCUUAUCCCUUUCAGUUGUUUUGAAGGGGCUGCUAGAUUCUACAUUUGGUGUAACACGUGUGUUAUCUUUGGAAAGAAAUGUUUUUAUACAUAUACAUACUUUUGUGUUGUUUUUGCAAGCAAAUAUUUGUAAGGAAUAAAUCAAAACUUUUAAUCUUAAUGCCGCUGGAGACGCACGCUUUGUUUUUCUAAUGAUUUCAUGCAUAAUCCUGUCAACAAUGUUUUUUAUUCAGUUGUUGCUACCUGUUUUGAUCCAAUCAAACGAGCCGAAGGACGGUGUGAAACAAAUUAUAUUACAGUGUACUUAACAGACAUCCUGAAAGGUUAAAUUUUGUGAACUAAUCGUAGCAGAAAAGUGUUUUUUUUUCUAGAAAUCUAUUUCAUAAGACGUUACAGAAUGUAUGCUGUCUUUUGUUUUCAUUGAUGGCUCAAUCUGCUGUGACUUGUUUUCAAAACAUAA
Messenger RNA from Synchiropus splendidus (mandarinfish), 6239 nucleotides. RefSeq names its product solute carrier family 23 member 2 (gene slc23a2). The coding region runs from base 274 to 2415 and encodes 713 amino acids. Gene Ontology annotation, biological process: transmembrane transport; L-ascorbic acid metabolic process. The record is from RefSeq and is a predicted model, not a curated record. The transcript has 16 exons. NCBI's taxonomy places the organism in Eukaryota, Metazoa, Chordata, Actinopteri, Syngnathiformes, Callionymidae. Gene Ontology annotation, molecular function: transmembrane transporter activity. Gene Ontology annotation, cellular component: membrane.